Molecule: messenger RNA, 903 nt
Organism: Manihot esculenta (cassava)
Lineage: Eukaryota; Viridiplantae; Streptophyta; Magnoliopsida; Malpighiales; Euphorbiaceae
Product: GSH-induced LITAF domain protein
Exons: 3
Coding region: 217-621 (134 amino acids)
Molecular function (GO): zinc ion binding
Source: RefSeq, a predicted model, not a curated record
ACACUGUUUUCUUUUCUUUUUUUCUUUUUUUUUUUUUUACUAAAAAAGAAAUUGUUAACUAUUUUUUUUUGUUGUACCAAUAAAAGAAUUAACGCGGUUUUCUUUUAUUCCUCAAUUCAUCGUCAUCCGUUCAUCUUCUAAUUGAUUUCAAGAAUCAGUCUUUCCUUCUUCCUCUGUCAAUCUCCGAUCCAGAGAAGCUUCACAAACACUAAAUCUAUGGGGCAAAAAGAUGAGCCUGCUAUCGGGAUUCCGUACUACAUCGGCCAGAAUCCUUACCAAGCUGGAGCCAUCCCACCAAACGCCGUAUUCGGCGAUCCUAAAGGAAUUCCGAUUCAGCAAACCAUGUAUCGGGACACUCCUGCUCCUUUUAAUUGCACUUUCUGUGGUAAUUCUGGGCUUACUGUUGUCAGAUCAAAGCCUAAUCUGGCAGCUGCUGUUGGUUGUAUGAUGCCAUUUAUGCUUGGGGUUUGCUUUCUUUGCCCCUCAAUGGAUUGCCUCUGGCACAAAUAUCACUAUUGCCCAAGCUGCAAAGAAAAAGUUGCGGACUUUGAGAAAUCAGAUCCUUGUUUAGUGAUGGAUCCUCCCCAGUGGACGCAGCAGAGCUUUGCAUUGCCUGCAUGAGCUGAUAAACCCAUUAUUUUGUACUGUUCCUGGCUGAAACUAUAUAUCCUCAGCCUGUGUCUUGCCAUUGGUUUGCUGGACUUUCUGAGUUACACAGUCUGUGACAAGGAAUUGUAAAGGAUGAUUGGUGGUACAUAUAUAUUUCUAGAAUGGUGUAAAAAACAUCAGUGUUUUUUUUUUUUCAUGAUCUGCAGUCUGUAACAUCUUGAUUCUGAAUGUUUAUUGGGAAAUAACUUUUAUGUAAAAAGCAUUUUUCAAGAAAAUAUUUAUCUUUUGUGCUUU